AUGCGAAUGAAAAUUGUUUACCUCGCUGUGACCUUGGGGAGAUGGGUACACCAAGGAUUCUAUCGAUUCUACCACGUGUACCUUGAAGAACAGAUGACCAGAACGACCAGGUAUUCUUGGUUAUGGCACUAUACACUAGCACUAUAUUUAUCAAUGAAUGGUUUGGUUUUAAGGAUGGUCGAACGUCAGGGGAUCAGACCGCAAUUCUUUUGUUUAUUAAAAUUCUUUAAAGGGUCACGGGGUCCGAUGGAAAAGGCCGGGAGCGCACGGGCGCUGGGUAGCGGUAAGGUUGCCGACUGCGCUGCUGUCGCUAUUUGCGCCCGCUGCCGCCCACCGCUUGCCACCCGCCCCGCCGCCCGCCCAGAGCUUUCUCUGCGCAGCGCACAAAACAAUCCUUACAGACGAAAGCUCCUAUCAAGUGACAUUAAACGAUGCACCCUUACAGGAAAUUAG
This is a messenger RNA of Pieris macdunnoughi, 453 nucleotides long. NCBI's taxonomy places the organism in Eukaryota, Metazoa, Arthropoda, Insecta, Lepidoptera, Pieridae. The record is from the annotation of a GenBank genome assembly.